This is a messenger RNA of Exophiala viscosa, 3051 nucleotides long. Its product is annotated as armadillo-type protein. Gene Ontology annotation, cellular component: cytoplasm. Gene Ontology annotation, biological process: protein import into nucleus. Bases 1 to 3051 code for a protein of 1016 amino acids. The transcript is spliced from 2 exons. Lineage: Eukaryota; Fungi; Ascomycota; Eurotiomycetes; Chaetothyriales; Herpotrichiellaceae. The record is from RefSeq and is a predicted model, not a curated record.
AUGGAGAAGCUGAUCCGAGAAUUGCACGAUCCGGGCAACCAGGCGGCCCCGGAUCGCAUUCACGACAUUCAGAGACAAAUCCAACGACUGCAGCGUGAGAGGGCCGCAUGGCAGAUUGGCCUCGAUCUCCUACGGCACGAUGAGGCCGUCAUGCGCUUCCACGGUGCUCUCACCCUCACCAUCAAGAUUAACGCAGACUGGGAUAACGAUCAGAUGGGCGAAGAUGAGCGAAUGAAGUACUACCUGCUGGAGACCCUUGUCACCCGAUACCUACAACUUGUCAUCCUGCCCGAUGAAAACUUUGUCAUUCAAAAGCUCUGUUCAACGCUGGUAACCCUCUUUACGAAGCACGAUUCAGAAUGGACUUUCCCCUUGCGACAUGUAUUCGCUUGCGCAAUAAGUGGGAACUACGUUUCGCCUACCACUCUGCCAGACAUGGAUCAACUAUGCGAAGCUGGCAAGGACUGUUCAUAUAUCCAGCUGAAGGGCAUUCUGAUGCUUGCGAAAACCAUGGCGGAAGAUCUUGGUAAUCGUACUUCCACAAGUACUGUUCAAGGCAUCAUUACGGAUCGCACGGCUGCCAAUGGUCCGGACGCCUUGAAAUUCUUGCGAUUUGUCAUGGGUGCACCGAACAAGAUUCGGUAUCAUGAAAUUGCAGUUGAGGAAUCUGAUGCUGCCACGGCUUACACUGAAUUAUUGAAGAUGGUCUUUUCAAGCAUACCAUUCUGGGUAGGCUUGGUCAAACACCUCGUCCCUAGCGUCGACAAAGCGCAGAUGCUCAGCAUCGAGGCAGCCGCUCAAGAGUGUAUCAGUCUGGGCGUUGGAUACUUUGAUCAUGAUCCACUGACGGCAAGUGUCCUGCAAAUGCUUUAUUCCCUGCAACAGUCCUCAGCCAGGCUUCUUCAAAGUGCCAUCCCCGAUUACCCGUCCAGCAUCGCAGAAUCUCCCAUGGCUAAGGAGAUCGUGACGGCUCUCUUGUCUGGGGACUGGAAUCUCGGCGCAGGCACAUAUGUCGACCUCCUGGAGUCGAUUAUGAGUCAGGUAGAUACUACUUCGUCAGCAUACUUGCACUCUGGUCGUUACACUCAAGUCAUUGAGACUCUUCGACAACUCCUCCGAUGUGAAGACCAAGCAAUCAUCGAAGAUCCUUUCUGCCAAGUUGCUCUUGAAAAGGUCAGUGAGAUGGUCGAAGGCUUCACUGACUGGGAUGAGGGCGAUUCAGCUCAACCAUUUAUCCGAAGCCUGGCUGCUGAUGCAUGUGACGCAUGUCUUUUGAAGAUCCAAUUGCCCCAAGAAGAGAUGUCGAGCGAGACACAAGAUUGGGAUGCCGACGAACGCGCCAGGUUCCAGGACUUUCGAUACGACGUCCAUGACUUCUUCCAGUCUGCGUUCGCGGUCUUGGGGAAUGAUUUGAUUGAAGGAAUCGUAAAGACUAUUAUUUCUCAUCCCGAACCUCUCAAUUGGAGUACAAUCGAGGCUGCCAUUUUCGCUUUCACGGCAUUUUCGGACACCAUGUCGUCUGAUCCGGACACAUAUGACGGUCUAAUCACAGCAGUACUUGACAGUCAGCCUUUAAGGCAUCUUCUGCAGUCUGUGAAUCCUGUUCCUGACAGGGCUCGUCAAACAAGCAUCCGGUUUAUUGCAGACAAUGUUGCAUACCUUCAACGCCAUCCCGAUGGGCUGGUCCCGAUUCUGAACUUCUUAUUCUCAUCUCUACAUCUGCAGGCAUCUGCAUCCGCUGCUUCCAGGGCCAUUUAUAGCCUGUGCGACUCACACAGGGAGGCAUUGAUAGAUGGUCUUCCGCAAUUUAUGGCCUCGCUAUCGACCAUUGGCGACCUUGGUGAGGCCGAGCGGCACAGAAUAUAUGCCGCGGUCGCUACGAUUAUCCAGGGUCUUCCAACUGAAGAAGCCAAAGUUCAACCACUAUCGGAACUGCUCUCACAUGUCAGCAGUGGACUACUCGUGAUGAACGAUGAUGUCGCAGAAAAGAUCGAGGCACUGAGGUUGUGCACUGAUACCAUGCAAACUCUGGCUUCGGUCGGCAAAGGUCUACGGUCGCCGCACGACACACCUAUCGAUCUCGAAGCGUCAAAUACUCCACAGUCGGCAUUCUGGCAGGAUGGUCCAGGUGCAGAUAUCCAACGUGACGUGCUCGCACUGUAUGGGGUCAUUCUGCAAAAGGUGACUGAUCAAAUCGACAUUGUAUUCGUCGAAGCAUGCUGCGACUUUAUCAAAUCCGGCUUCACCGAGGAGCACCCAUCACCGUUCAAGUUUCCAGACAGGGUCGGUCUCGACCUUGUCAGUGCUUUAAUCAAUCUGGAAUCUCCCAGCAUUGACACUGUCAUGGCAUGCGCAUCUAGCUUCCUUGCCUCGAUCAAUACCGCGAAUAUCCAAGUGUGCGUCAGCAGCCUCUUGUACCUCGUCAUAUUGAACCAGCAGCACGUCCUGUCAACGUUUCAAGAUUCGCGGCAACUACAAGAUACCAGCUUCCCGUCAAGCUCACUUGAUUUCCUAGGUCGUUUGAUGACAAAGUGGACAUCCAUAUGGCUCUCUUUGCCGGAGGGCGGGCAGAUGGCGGGAGUGUCCAUAGAAAUGGCAUUGGUCCUUAUGGCUGACCCUGAUACACUUCCACGCCGUUCUGCAGCGUCAUUCUUUGCCAUACUGGCAGAUUAUGCCGGGCCGGCUGGCGGUUCUGAUGCCGAGACGAACCAGCGCAUGGCCAAGAUUCUACAACAUUAUGGGCAACGAAUCUUGUCGCUCCUUCUUCGCCUGCUUGGAGGAGAGUGUGCACGCUCGGAGAUCGAGAGCCUUACCGAGACCAUCAAAAGGUUCGUUCAAAAGCAUUUGAUGCUCACCAAAUCGGUGCUGCGAGAGGCCGUCAAACAGGACUCCGGAGUGAUGAGCGACAAAGCGCUAAAGGCCACGACACUGGAAUACAGAAACAGGGUCUUGGCCCAAAUGGAGGCAUUGAGAGGCGGUAGGAAGACUAACGACAUCGUCAAGGAAUUCUGGAUUGCCUGCAGAGGUAGCGGAUUUGGGUAUAUCACCUGA